Messenger RNA from Punica granatum (pomegranate), 1361 nucleotides. The record is from RefSeq and is a predicted model, not a curated record. NCBI's taxonomy places the organism in Eukaryota, Viridiplantae, Streptophyta, Magnoliopsida, Myrtales, Lythraceae.
CCUCCGACAAGUAUGUCGUCUUCUACCGACAAAAGAUCCGUCUCAACUCUGAAGCCUUCCCCGAGACAAAAGGACUUCGACUUUCUCCUCUGCUUGUUAUCGGGUCAUCCUCUUCGUCUUCCUCCUCUGUGUUUUUCAUCGGACGACCUUCAACAAUGGCGGGUGAUCAGGUGAGCAACAAGCAGGUCAUCCUCAGGGACUUCGUGGAGGGCUUCCCCAAGGAGUCUGACAUGUACAUUGCGACGGGCACGGUGAGGCUGGAUGUCCCGGAAGGUUCCACCGCCGUGCUGGUGAAGAAUCUCUACCUGUCCUGCGACCCCUACAUGCGGAACCGCAUGUCGAACCUCGUCGGUAGCUACAUCGAGAGCUUCAAGCCCGGCUCUCCGAUAUCCGGAUACGGGGUGUGCAAAGUUAUUGAUUCGGGGCACCCAAAAUUCAAGAAGGGAGACUUGGUCUGGGGGAUGACCGGAUGGGAAGAAUACUCGCUCAUCACUGCUCCAGAGACUUUGUUCAAGAUCGAGCACACGGAUGUGCCCCUCUCCUACUACACUGGUCUCCUCGGAAUGGCCGGGAUGACUGCAUAUGCCGGGUUUUUCAAGGUGUGUUUUCCAAAGAAGGGAGAGACCGUCUUCAUUUCUGCAGCAUCAGGGGCAGUUGGUCAACUUGUUGGCCAGUUUGCAAAGUUGACCGGAUGCUAUGUCAUUGGAAGCGCCGGAAGCAAAGAGAAGGUUGACCUGCUGAAGAACAAGUUCAAGUUUGAUGAUGCUUUCAACUAUAAGGAAGAGCCCGACCUGAAUGCAGCCCUCAAAAGAUACUUCCCAGAUGGGAUCGAUAUCUACUUCGAGAAUGUGGGGGGGAAGAUGCUCGAUGCAGUGCUGCUCAACAUGAAGGUACAUGGGCGAAUCGCAGCGUGUGGGAUGAUCUCACAGUACAACCUCAAGCAGCAUGAGGCGGUCCACAACCUCAUCCAGAUUGUCGUGAAACAGAUCCGAAUGGAGGGUUUCAUAGUCUUCGGGUACUAUUCGCAGUACCCGGAGUACCUCGAGAUGGUAUUGCCUCAAAUCAGAGAAGGGAAGAUAGCAUACGUUGAAGACAUAUCUGAGGGCCUCGAGAGCGGCCCGGCAGCACUAAUUGGGCUCUUCUCAGGCAAAAAUAUCGGGAAGCAAGUGGUUGCAGUUGCUCGUGAAUAAGCGAGAACCCGACCUAAUAAUAUUUCUGCUCCCACGAACCACAGAGAGAGAGGGAUGCUUUCAUUUCUCUAGUUGUUACUGCAAAUAAGCGUCCUCUGUUCUAGUAUGGGCACUGCCGACUUUGCCACUUUUAUUUACCAAUAAAAGAUUUCUUUUGUCUUUUUGGUUGCC